This is a messenger RNA of Humulus lupulus (European hop), 3820 nucleotides long. RefSeq lists its product as uncharacterized. Lineage: Eukaryota; Viridiplantae; Streptophyta; Magnoliopsida; Rosales; Cannabaceae. Gene Ontology annotation, cellular component: cytoplasm. The transcript is spliced from 12 exons. The coding region runs from base 219 to 3587 and encodes 1122 amino acids. The record is from RefSeq and is a predicted model, not a curated record. Gene Ontology annotation, molecular function: protein binding.
UAACCCAAUCAUUAGACCCAUUUUGAUCUUCUUCCCAAAACGUCUUCAUUCCACCUUCUUCUUCUUCAUCCAUGGCUAACCCCCUUUCAAUCCCUCCAAAACCCCCUUUCUCUCUCUAAACCACUCACUCUCUCUCUCUGUGUAAGUAUACUCAAGCCUGUAGAUGCGGUUUUCUGUGCGAAUUAUCUGAUUCUUGUUUUUGUUUUUUUGUUGCAAUCAUGGCGAUUGUGACCGGAGAUCGGUAUCUGGAGAAGCUGGUGAAGUUUGUGGAGGAGCAGGCUGGGCCUUUGAUCGAGGGAACUACGGUUCUGAAGCUCAAUCCGGUGGGGCUUCACUACGUUCAGUCUCGCCUCGAGGCCUUGUACGAGCUCGAGAGCCUUUUGGCCGGUGCUCCCGUCGAUUAUCUUCGCGCUUACGUCUCUGACCUUGGCGAUCACCGUGCGCUCGAGCAGCUUCGCCGGAUUCUCAGGCUACUCACUUCGCUCAAGGUCGUCUCUGUCCUCCCGGAUCCUACUAGGGACCCGACUCCGCUCUCGCUCUUGCCGUUUGGGAGGUUGAAGGUUUUGGAGCUCAGGGGAUGUGAUUUGUCCACCUCCGCUGCUAAAGGCCUUCUUGAGUUGAAGCAUACUUUGGAGAAGAUCGUUUGUCACAAUUCUACUGAUGCUCUACGACAUGUCUUUGCAAGUAGGAUAGCAGAAAUAAAGGACUCUCCACAGUGGAACCGGUUAUCAUUUGUUUCAUGCGCUUGUAAUGGCUUGUUACUCAUGGACGAGUCUUUGCAACUUCUACCUGCUGUUGAAACACUUGACCUAAGCCGAAACAAGUUUGCCAAGGUUGAUAAUCUACGAAAGUGUGCCAAAUUGAAGCACCUAGAUCUUGGUUUCAAUAACCUUAGAUCAGUUUUGUCAUUUAGUGAGGUUUCCUGUCCUAUUGUUAAACUUGUUUUGAGGAACAAUGCUCUAACUACAUUGCAUGGGAUUGAGAAUUUGAAGUCACUUGAAGGCCUUGAUGUUUCCUACAAUAUUAUUUCCAAUUUUUCAGAGUUAGAGUUCCUAGCGGGCCUCCCAUCUUUACGAAAUUUGUGGUUGGAGGGAAAUCCUCUAUGUUGUGCUCGAUGGUAUCGACCACAAGCAUUCAGCUAUAUCAAUACUUUGGACAAUUUCAAAUUGGAUGAUAUGGAAAUCAGCACCAGAGAAUUUUGGAAGAGACAACUUAUUAUUGCCAGUAGACAGAAGCGACCUGCCAGCUUUGGGUUUUAUUCUCCUGCAAUAUAUGAUGCUAAAGGAGAAGGGUCUGUCAACAGGAGACGGAAUAAGGUAACCCGUCUUGCAUCUAUUGGGGGUGAAGGUGAAAGCAUAUAUUUAUGUUCAGAUCAGGACUCAGUGUCAAUUGAUAAUGAGGUGCAAAGCAGAGAGGAGAAUGUCCUGUCUGAUGAUGAUGCUGAAAUACUUGAUUUAAUGAAUAAAGUUGAAUUGAUGAAGAAGGAGCGUUCUGUUCUUUGGUUGCGGGAGUUUAGGGAAUGGAUGGAUCAUGCUCCUGAGAAUUUCACAGACCACAGUAAAAAUUGCGGGCCAUCUAAUCUGGGGGGAGAGAAUUUAUUGAGAACGAAGACAAGUGAGAAGCAUGGUGGUGAAUGCUCAAGAUAUGUCUCCGACUCAGUCCAAGCUUCAGGAGAUGAGAAUUGUAUAAAUGUUUUGGAAUCUGAUAGUUCUUUCAUGGAUACAUCUUCUGGUUUGCAUGCCCAUCAAUAUUUUGAUCAAAUUGUUUUAAUGGGUCCUACUGGUGAAAUUAGUUCAAAUGGCAUGGGGAGAAUGGAUCUUAAGGAGGAAAUUUCAAAAUUUAAUGAAAGAGUUAGCAAUUUGUCUGCUCAAGCAAAAAGCUCCCUUGUUGAUACCUUCACUAAUCAGGUUGGUCAUAGGAUGGUUGAAAAUGCAAGCAUAUCCCCUCUGACUACCAUCGAUAGUAUUUCAGAAUCUCAUUCCUCUACACAUCCUGGAUCACCUCCUCAUUAUCGAGAAGAUAUUCUUCAUCGUCGUCAAAACCUAGAGGAAGAAAUUCUGCAGUUAUCUGCUGAUUCAUACUCAGUGGCUUCAUCAGAUAGUAGUAGUGAGGAGGAUACAUAUGCCUUUGGGCCAAUGUCAGAUGUUGAUCAGUUACCCGAUGAAAAAUCUUUGAAGACAAUAGUUGACAUGCAUGCCUGUUUGGAAAAUUUUGAAGGCAAGUAUUGUGACCCUACACAUCAGAUUUAUCAAGUAAGAGAAAAUGGUCAAUGUUCAGCUGAUUCCUGUGAUGAUGAUAAAGAUCAGUCCAUGGAGUCAUGCAGCAAUAAAUGUCUUGAGGCUGAAGAUGGUGGAGUUACCCAUGUUUUUAACCAAAAGGAUGAUUUAUUAAGAAAGAAAAAAGGCAAAAGAAAAACAAAAAGAAGAGUUGUCCCACUGCUACACAAUAAUAAUUUGGUUGGGAAGAUAGAAACGUGCCAAAAAUCAAAUGGCAAUCUUGAUUUCCAUGAAGCAGAAAUGAAAAUAGAUCAACCUAGCCAAAUUUUUUAUGGGUGUAAUUUCCAACAUGUUGGUGAAGAAAAUCAAGUGUUAAGCAGUAUUGACAGAACUGAGCUAAAUUGUGCUGCUGAUGGUACUGAUGUUAAAUGGUCAUGUGGAGGGAAUGAUGGUUUUAUUGAGAAAUAUUUCAAUUCAAAUGUGGCAGAUUCAAGAAAGCAUGAAAUUUGCUGGCGGUAUAUGCGUUGCUACUGUAUAGUUGAGAUGGACUCCAUGUGCAGAGAAAGAGAUGUAGCUCUAGUAUUGAGCAGCGAAAAGAAGUUGUACAUGUUUCUUGUUUGUACCACAAGUGAUGGAUCAGAAGCUGUCUCAAGUUUAAUGGCUUGCCACAAUGUUCAAAACAUCAAGGAAGUCUUAGUUGGUAUAGGACUUCAGGUUGUGAGGGUGUCUAUUGAGGGGAGUGCAACCUACCUGUUUAUUACCAGAAGUACUGAAAAAUUAAGACAAUUACUUUCUACCUUACAAAUUUUUGAUUCAUUUGGAGUGGAUGAUAAUUGUUCGUUGAGAAGUUUGGAGCAGGUUCAGGUUGAGUUGUUUGAGAAACAAAUAUUCGGUGGUUCAAGAGUGAGCAUAUUCCAAUAUUCUAUGGUUCACUUUUGGCAUGGCAACCAUAGAGAUGGGCUACAAUGGAAAUCGAUGUGGUUUUGGAUGAUUGGCUCUGAUGCAUGCAAGGAUUCAUGGCUUCCAAGAUCAUUGUUUGUCGUCGGUGUCCAUCUGCUUGUGUGUGUUGAAAACCUAGUGAAGUUUGGCUCUCUUUCGGUGGAUGCACACUCACCACCAUACUUCUCGCUCGAUUCAUAUUGCUCUAUUGCCAGCAUAUCCGAGUUGGUUGUGGAGGCAGAUGAGAAUCAAUGCGUGACCUUAGCCCUAUCAUGCGAAACAUCAUCGGCCAAAGUUGAAACAUCUUCGUCGUCUCAAAAAUGGAAACUCAAGUGGUUCUCCAAAGACGACAUGUUCAAGUUUGUAGCAUUGUUGAAGGCGAUCCAUGCGAGCACGAGCUUGUCACCUUUGCCUGUAAGAUGCAUCCCUUGACACCCUUCAUCUUUCUCUCCCCUUUUUUUGUCUCGUUUUUGUUAGUUUCAUUUCGAUUCAUUUUAUUCUUUGAUUUUAGCUGUUUUUUUUCUUUCCUCUAAUUUUUCAUGGCGAGUCUAUAGUGGUUUUUUGGGCUAUUCUUUAGCAGCAGAUCUUCUGUUAUGUACAAAAUUUGUACAGUGUAAAAUCAAGGCAAUUGACGUUGGUAUAAUAGUCAUUACUUAUUGUGGGGA